This is a messenger RNA of Sporothrix brasiliensis 5110, 1881 nucleotides long. RefSeq lists its product as uncharacterized. The record is from RefSeq and is a predicted model, not a curated record. Bases 1 to 1881 code for a protein of 626 amino acids. The transcript has 3 exons. Lineage: Eukaryota; Fungi; Ascomycota; Sordariomycetes; Ophiostomatales; Ophiostomataceae.
AUGACUGCAGCGGCAACGAACCUCUUACGCGGCCUCUUCUUGAUCGCGCUCGUGCUGCUCAGCGGCAUCUGGGCCACACUCGGCCGUCCCAUGGCCAUGUUUGACGCGCUUCUCGCUCCAUUCAGCGUGCGGCACUGGCGACGCCAUAUCCAGUAUAAAGUGGACCUCUACUACGCGAAGCUGACCAAAGACGAUCUGCAACGGCAGCUUCGAUCGGAACUGGUUGCAGAUUACGGCAACGAUGUUCUGAUUACGGCUCUGCGAGACGCGUCAAAAGGAGAGGGGGCUCUGUACCGCGGCUUCAUGAGGUUUGCCGUGACCGAUCCGUCAACUGGCCGGCGUGAAGACAUUAUGGGGCCACAUAUCAGCGCGGCAGAUAUCCUGUGGCGCUGCCUCUGUUACAAUGCACGAUACCCGUUCCCAGACGUCAAGCCAAGGGCAGACUACCCGCUGCUCGAUCUGGCUGACUGGACCCAAGCCAUUUCCCUCUUGGCCACAGACGCACACCAGAGCGUGGGCCGCAACCUAGAACAGCUGUCUGUGUACGGCACGACCAAAAACUGUGUCUGGCGCAGAUUUGCCAGUCUCGCAAUACGAGUGACAUCCACCGCGAGCACCCAAGGUGCGAACGGUGGAAUCACCGACGACGUCUGGUUGCCACCGGAUGAACUGGACAAUGUCGCCGAGAUUGUGGCCACCCUGCUGCCCGUGGACAUGCCUGUCGUUGGACCUCCGCUGUCGCAAAUCCGUCUCGACGUGCAGAGAGCAUUGGGCUGGAAAGCACCCGCCACACGGUCUUGUGACUUUGUCAUUCCACACGACGAUGUCGUCCGUCUGCUCUGCGCCAUCUUACGAGUUCGCAAGCCAGACGUCUGGAGUGAACGCCUUGGCAGUCAAACCGGGAUGAGCUUCGCCAAUGCCAGCGGUUCCAGGUAUUACGAAGCUGUAGCACGCAGUCUUCUUUUUGCUGGCGGUAUACAUGGAGACGCCCCGGUCUCCUUUGAUGCAUUUCGUGCCUUGUCGACUGACACCACAAAUGCAUGGUCGCUGGACUGGGAGAUCAAACUGCUCUGGCGCACCCUUUUCUCGCAACUUCUGACCGAUUCCGACUGUCACUCCGAUGGCGCUUCGCUGCUGCCUCUUGCUUCCCAGGCAAUCAACUUUCUUCAUCCUCUGUCACAGACCGGCAUGGACCACUACCUACACCGGCAGAAGAAUCUGACGUGCGUCUCACACGGCUGCGCGGACGUCCUCCGGGCACUCACUUGGCCGUACCAGCCAAAACUGGUUGUUGUCUGCGGCGCCUGUUCCCACGGCCCGCAAAUCGGCCAGGCGGCCGUGUAUGUCAUCACGACAUCGUCACCGCUGUGGUGCACCUAUACGACCGGUGCUGUUGACGAUUUUUAUGUCGACGACCAGCAUCUCCUGUUUGAACUGGCACCCAACCCUCGCGUCAUCCAAUAUUGCUCACCACCAAAAACGGCCACAUUUUCCGAGAUCGUGGACGUGGCCUCUCCGGACAUUGUCUCUUUUGGACAAAAGAACGGUUGUGGCCUCUCUUUGAACUUCCGCACGAACCUGGUAACGAUAUCGUACGAGACAGAAGGCCACACACAAAAGCACGGCGGCUACAACGAAAUACCCAUCGGCCCGCACCAAACCCCUCCGGAUCCCACACGUAUGCAAAAGUCAUGGACGUCAUCUGCACAUAUCGAAAGAAUCGAGCCUAACACGGCCUCGAAUCUCACGCAGGAGCGCGUGUCGACCGCAUACUAUCCCGCUGGGCUCAAACAGAGCGCCGGUCGUGUGAAUGCCGCAGUCUCGUGCUUUGCCCGAAUCCUCGUGGAGUGCGGUUACGAGCAGUGGGCGAGCAUUCUUUAG